AUUUUGCAUUUGUGAAAUGAUUUUGAUGUGAUAUGAAAGUACAGGGAUAUAUAUGUUUCUUGAACCAUAACACAAAUGAGAAUCUAUUCACGUUUAGAUGGGACUAUUUGGCUGUUUUGGCUUCCAUAGUCAAUUCAGCUUUAAACAAAACAUACAAGGUCCUUGGACUAUAAGGAGUAACGUUAUUCUACCUUUAUUUCAACAAGAAACACAGACUGAGACCAAGGUCUCUUUUACAGCUGGGCCCUGGUAUACAUGUUUACACGUACAGUUUAGGUACAAUGAUUAGAAACUUAACAAGACAAACAAAACGAUCACAGAUAACACAAAAAAAUACAGUAGCAGAUUAUUAAAUGUACACAUAGGUUAUUCCCCUAACAGCGUUAGGCUCAUUAUUGGGCUGAACCACACGAAACGCAUAAGAAUGUGUACGCAGAUCCAAGCGGAACCUUUAUUAACAUCAUUUUGACACGUCAUCUGAAGCACACGGACUCAUGUCGACGUUACACACAUAGCUACACUUCCUCGCCCUCUGAAAAAACGAUCUACCGAUGUAACCAGGUGAAGGCCAAAUAGGUAGCUAUGUCUGUGUUUUUGACCGUAUUAAAUGCAAUUCAUACAUAGUUCAAGGCAACGUUCGCAGUCGAAUCAACUACAAUCCAUUUUUUUUAAUGAUAGUCGACACAUUCAUUCAUUAAUCAUUCAUUGUUUGGUUUGGCAUGUGGUGUCGCAUGACAACAGUCAACACAAGGUCGCAUGACAACACAAGGUUCCCAGAGGGCACAGCUGGUUUGAUGCCCGCGGCUCCACAAUGGAGCUAUCUGACUCAGUCACACAUAAGAACGGGCGGCAGAGGAAGCCUGCUGUCCCCCAGGGGGACAUGAGUGACGGGAAUAGGGUUCGCAACACCACCCCUGACCUGGAGGAGGAGGGGGAAGCGUUGCUUCAAGGAUCCGACACGGAGAACAACGGACAUCCCAGUGUGCAGCCUGGGAUCAGAGGGGAGCUGGGGAAUGUAUCUCUGCUGCUCUUCCUUUAUGUCCUCCAGGGCAUCCCUCUGGGCCUGGCCGGGAGCAUCCCUCUCAUCCUGCAGAGUAAGAACGUCAGCUACAAGGACCAGGCCUUCUUCAGCUUUGUUUUCUGGCCCUUCAGUCUCAAGCUGCUGUGGGCCCCGCUGGUUGACGCGCUCUACCUGACCAGGUUUGGACGCCGGAAGUCAUGGCUGGUGCCCACCCAGUACCUGCUGGGUCUCUUCAUGCUGUACCUGUCGGUUAUCGUGGAUACGCUGCUGAAAAGUGAUGAGGGGCAGGGCCCCGAUGUGAUAACCCUGACGGCGGUGUUCUUCAUGCUGGCCUUUCUGGCAGCCACCCAGGACAUAGCAGUGGAUGGCUGGGCUCUGACCAUGCUGUCUAGGGAGAACGUGGGCUACGCUUCCACCUGUAACUCUGUAGGACAGACUGCUGGCUACUUCCUAGGCAAUGUGCUCUUCCUGGCCCUGGAGUCAGCUGACUUCUGCAACAAAUACCUGAGAGCAGAGCCUAAAGAGACUGGCAUCGUGACACUGUCAGACUUCCUGUUUUUCUGGGGUGUGGUGUUCCUGGUGUCGACCACGCUGGUGGCCAUUAUGAAGAAGGAGAACGCCAGGGGACAGCACGGGAAGAAGAAGGUCCGGGAGGAGACGCAGAGCGUCGUGGAAACAUACAAACUGCUGGUCUCCAUCAUCAAGAUGCCUGCCGUGUUCACCUUCUGUAGCCUGCUGCUCACUGCUAAGAUGGGUUUCUCUGCAGCAGACGCAGUGACCGGUCUGAAACUGGUAGAGGCAGGUGUUCCUAAAGAGCAGCUGGCGUUACUGGCUGUCCCCAUGGUCCCACUGCAGGUACUACUACCACUCAUCAUCAGUAAAUACACCGCUGGACCACGACCACUAGACGUCUUCUACAGGGCCUUUCCCUUCAGGUUGUUGAUAGGUCUGGGGUAUGCUGUGUUGGUGUGGUGGACUCCCAGUUUAAAGCAGGAUGGGGGAUUCCCCCUCUACUACUACGCUAUAGUACUGUUCAGCUACGCACUGCACCAGGUGGCGCUGUACAGCAUGUAUGUGGCCUGUAUGGCUUUCCAUGCUAAAGUGAGUGACCCAGUGAUUGGUGGGACUUACAUGACCCUGCUGAACACUGUCACCAACCUGGGGGGAAACUGGCCCUCCACCCUGGCAUUGUGGAUGGUCGACCCACUCACCUCUAAGGAGUGCCAGGGAGCUGCUGGGCAGAAUUGUGGCUCCCCAGAGGAGACGGGGCUGUGUGUUAAGGAGGGCGGUGUGUGUGUGACGUCAUUGGAUGGUUACUAUGUGGAGUCGGUGGUGUGUGUGUUGAUAGGACUAACGUGGUGGGUGUGGCUAGGGAAGAGGAUGAGAAGGCUACAGGACCAGAGCCCUGCAGCGUGGAGGUGCAGGAUCGGCCAAUGUUCACCCAGCUCCUGACCUGCACCACCCCUUCCUGACCCCAGCAAGGCCAAUCGCCAGACAGCUACAGUCUGAUAUAAAAGCUUCUGUCAGCUCAGCCUUUAACCCUGGCCUGAACGUCACUUCCUCUCUCUCUCAUUUCUGUUUCUGUCUUCCUCCGACUCUCUUUAUUUCUCUCCUUUCUCUGUCCCUCUUUCUCUCGUUCUCUGACUCUUCUCAGUGUCCCUCUUUUUUCCCUCCCCUCCCUUCUUCCCACCCUUUGCUCAGUGUAUAUAUUAUCUUUCAGCAGUCUUUCUUUGCGUUAACUGUAACUGUGGUCCGGCCACCACAAGACUAUGGACCAUAACGGUCAAUAACCACACUCUCUUGGAGAGUCAAGAGUUAUAUUUCUCCUUGCAACGUCACAUCCUCACCAUGGCUUCUGUGGGUGCCGCUUCAACUAUGUCCCAUUGGAAACAAAAGAAGGAACUAUUCUUCUUGCUAGGAAUAUUUACAGUAGACAUAGCUGCUCCUUCUCAAUCCACAUUGUCUGCUACUUAAACUAUUUAACUUUCUGUCACUGUUAUUUGUGCCUUGCUCUGUUCUUCAAAGACUCUGAUUUUAAAGUUGGUCGGAUAUUUAGAAAAGGCAUUCAUCAACGAACGGUCAUAAAAAGCAAACCACAUUAUAUAUAGAUGGUUAAAUAUGAACUUUGAGAUGGUCAGCCAAGACCUACUUGAUAAAUAGGUCAAAUUUCUUUGUGUAACAUGGAGUCAGAAAUCACAUUUGUAUUCUUCAUGGUAAUCUAUAGUCCCUUUAAAAGAAAUGCCUAAAUUAUAACAGUACUGUUUUAAUAUACACUGAGUGUACAAAACAUUAGGAACAUCUUCCUAUUGAGUUACUAUGUUACACCUUCCUAAUGUUGAGUUGCACCCCCCUCCUUUUUCCAUGUUGACUCAAUGCUUCCCACAGUUGUCAAGUUGGCUGGAUGUCCUUUGGGUGUUGGACCAUUCUUGAUACACAUGGGAAACUGUUGAGUGUGAAAUUCAGCAGCGUUGCAUUUCUUGACACAAACUGGUGUGCCUUGCACCUACCAUACCCUGUUCAAAGGCACUUCAAUAUUUUUUUCUUGUCCAUUCACCCUCUGAAUGGCACAAACACAAUCCAUGUCUCAAUUGUCUCCAGGCUUGAACAUCCUACUUUAACCUGUCUCCUCCCCUUCAUCUACACUGAUUGAAGUGGAUUUAACAAGUGACAUCAAUAAGGGAUCAUAGCUUUCACCUGGACUCACCUGGUCAGUCUGUCAUGGAUGGUUCUUUAUGUUUUGUACACUCAGCGUAUUUCUCUAAUGUUUUGAAUACAACAGUAUUUUCUCUAAAUCAGCAAUGAGAGGUCAGAGGUUGUGUGAAAGGGAGAAGGCAGGUAACAGUCAGGUCAGGAUCUGGGAUCACCUAUAUCGGUUCUGUUUGGUUUAUGUCAUAGAAAAUAUCAAUGUUUUUCUGUUAAUUCUCAAGAGUUAUUUUUAUUUAUUUUGGGGCUCUUUGCUCUAUACUACAUCAGGCUGAACAAAAUAAUUUGCAUUGAUCCAUGUGUGGAACGCUGAUAAAUCAGAUUCUGUGUUUCUCCCUUCAUUUCUGCCCCUAACCACCGGUCCACAUUCAGAUGGGGCUCAGCUCCUGAAGGUGAAAGUCAGGGUUGGGGUGUGGGGGAAAGAGCACGCUGAGUUUCCACACCAAUGCAAAGCCUUCAUACUGGAACUGAGACACUUGUUAGCCUUGAACAUUUCAUUUUUUUAACUUUCUCUUCAUUUUACAUCUUGUGAUGCUGAUGUAUGUACAUUGCCUUUUAUCUCUGUCAGUACUUUUAACAAUUUCAAAUAUUGCCUAAACUCUACCAGCAUUCAUUUACAUAUGGAUAUGUUUGACUUGUUUUGACUUACCAAAUAUUUAAAUUAAUGUUUUUUUUAUGUUUAUUUUUUUUCUUGUCGGUUUGUCUUAAUUUCAGUUGUACAUUCUUUAAAAAAAUAAAACUCCACUAGUUAUUUUCCAAGAUGAGUGGAGGGUUUUUAAAAGAAUGUUCAACUACUGAAUUUCCCAUGGAAUACAAAUGAUUUGUGAUGGGCUGCUGGAAACAAAUCUUUGAUUCCCAACUCCCAUUUAUAAAAGCUGACGUUAAAGACCUGCUUGGUAUUGGAGUUGUCCCUAGUGGGAACAACUCAGUGGGAAUCGAACCCACAACCCUGGCAUUGCAAGGGCCGUGCUCUACCGGAGGGUGACUACCCGGGUUGGGAUCAAUUCCAUUUAAUUUCCAGUCAGUUUGGGAAGUACACUACAAUUCCAAUCCAUUCUAUUCAAUGCUUUUCAAUUAGAAACAUUUAGAGAAGAAAAAAAUAAAUUGACUAGAAUUUUAAUGUGAUUGACCCGAACUCUGCACUUGUACCCUGUGAGACUUGUACGCAAUGCUGUAAAAUGUUCUGAGUAACUUUUGUACCAACAUUCCCAAGAUGUAAUAUUGAAAAUAUUUACAAUAAUAAAUAUCUUAUGUAAUACAAUGAA
This is a messenger RNA of Salmo salar (Atlantic salmon), 4989 nucleotides long. Its product is annotated as acetyl-coenzyme A transporter 1. The record is from RefSeq and is a predicted model, not a curated record. Gene Ontology annotation, biological process: acetyl-CoA transmembrane transport. Gene Ontology annotation, molecular function: acetyl-CoA transmembrane transporter activity. Lineage: Eukaryota; Metazoa; Chordata; Actinopteri; Salmoniformes; Salmonidae. Gene Ontology annotation, cellular component: membrane.